GGACCUAGAGCGUCCAGGGCGGUGCCCGGCUCCCCCGAUAUAGCAACUGCUGUCAGAAGCGCCAGAUUCCAGCCAGGAGAAUGCCAGGCGGGUCACACGAUCCAACUGGGGAUUAGGUGGCAGGCGGGGGUGGGUGGUGGGCAUAGGGCCCCGCUGCCCCCCCUCCCCACUACAGAUGAGAGCGGAGGAUACCUGCCCACGCCAGGCCCUGUUACCUUCCCCUGAACAACAAGACGACCCUUUACCAGACCAGGCCAAGUCGGAGGGUGCCCAGCCACACUCCAGUGACUCCCUUUGCCCGCAAGAGCAGACUGGGAGCCAGGAGGCCUGAGUCCGGUCUUGGCCAAGAAGCUUGAACAAGUGCAUUUUACUGCCCUGGUGAGGUAGAAAUUCUGCCUCCUGGUCCUCUGCGCCAGGGCUGGUCUCAGACUCAAACCAGGCAAUGAGCAAGAAAUGUGAGGGGCCUGACAGUCACAAGGGACAUUCAUCCUUUCCCACAGCAUCCACUGAGGUCCCAUAAGCCUCCCUGGGUAAUGAAUAACUCAGCCCCACCCUCAAAGAGCCCAGAGUCUGGGGCAGCAAGGGGAUGCCAACAGGCCCUCAGCCAAUUCUAAGAGUGUGCACCAGAACCGUAGAGGAGGGCAAGGUAGAUUCCAACCCCAGAGCCACCACCCCAGAGGCUAGAGGACACAGUGGCAUGCAGCCACUCCCCUCCUGCCUCUUGGCAGCGGCUCAGCUGUCCCCAGCACUGACUCAAGCCCCUAAAAGGAAACCGCUUCCUCCUCUGAGCAAGCCCAAGGGACACCGCCAGGCCCAGGGGGACAGAGUAGGUGCCCACUGCCCCCAAGCAGGGCUCUAUCACACUGCUCCCCUCCAAACUGACAAGCCACUAUCCAUCCUUCAAAACUCCAGUCUCCCAGACCCCAUUCCUCUACCCGCAUUCACACAGCCCCUUGUGAGCCUUCUGUCAGGCUUAUAUAUUAUGUAUUCCAUCGGAUCGUCAUUGACAGGAGAGGAUCUGUCCCCAGUCAUUGACAGAGGGGGUCCAAUUUGCGGGUUUCUUUGGGCACUGGCAGGUGGUAGCUGAAUGAAGAAACGGGAAAAGGACCGGGAAACCUGCUGGCUAUAGCAGCUGUGAGAAAGCUUGGCCUAGGUGGGAUCCAGCCCUAAGCUAACAGGAGAGAGAGCUGAGGCGCGCAGCGGAGCGGCCUGGGUACAGAGCAGGAGAGGGACAGAGUGGCUGGCCCACCAGGGUCCUCAGCACUUCCCCUUGCUUCUUCUUGAGCCUGCCCCAUUUACCCAGAAAGGACUUGCCGACCAGAUGGAGAGAAACAGAGCCGCAGCUGUAAAUCACAGGGCCUUCGGAGCAGUCCCAGUCAGGCAUCCAGGGGCCUGGGCCCCCUGCCUGCUCCAGCCUCCAGGCUCCCGGGAGACCUGCCCCCCACCCGGUCCCUCUCUCUGGCCCCAGAACAGAGCAAGCUGUGUGUGCAGGGCUGGCACUGCUCCCUCCCGCCUCCCAGAGCAAACACAAGCCCGAGUCCCAGGCACAGCCAGGCCCCACAGCCCUGGCUGCAUCUAGCUAUGGGUGUGGGCCCUGCGUGCCAUGAGGGGCACCCCGAGCUUCCUGACUUCAGCAGAGACCCAGACUGGUGCCCAGAACACACUUGGCCACAGGCAAGAGCUCUGAAGGCAGAUAAUGAAUGCUUCCCAGCCCAGGUAGCCAGGACCUACUGGGCCUGCAGAAGUCUGCGAGGGGGCUUGGCACGGUCUCCUCAGAGCUGCUCGGGCCAAGAUGCGGAAACUGAGGCCCGGAGACCUUCAGCAGCUUGCAAAAGAUCCGUAGUCGGGCAAGACCCGGAUUCCAAAGCCGUGCCCUUUCCGUGCACAGCCCUGCCUGCCAAUCUGAGGACUGCGUGGGACACGCGGUGGGGGUGGGGCAAAAAGGCCACGUACUCUUCGUCCCCACUCCCCGCCCCACCACCACCCCCCGAGAAGUGUUCUAGCAGAAGAUUUGACUCAGGCUGCCUUUGGGCGGGGUUGGCUAGCCUGCAGGUCCCGCCAUCAUGCAGCAUCGUCAGGGCCCUCCACCACCAUAAGCUGGGCAAUGCUGUCCGGCCAUCACUACAGCAGGGUCUCCAGCAGGCCUUUCUGCACUCUCUGGCUUCUUACCGGAUAUUCCAAAAGGCUGCCCCCUUUGACAGGAGGGCCACAUCCUUGGCAUGGCACCCAACUCACCCCAGCACCCUGGCUGUGGGUUCCAAAGGGGGAGAUAUCAUGCUCUGGAACUUUGGCAUAAAGGACAAACCCACCUUCAUUAAAGGGAUCGGAGCUGGAGGGAGCAUCACUGGGCUGAAGUUUAACCCUCUUGAUACCAACCAGUUUUUCACCUCCUCAAUGGAGGGAACAACCAGGCUGCAAGACUUUAAAGGCAACACUCUCCGAGUUUUUACCAGCUCAGGCACCUGCAACUUCUGGUUUUGCAGCCUGGAUGUGUCUGCCAGAAGCCGAAUGGUGGUCACAGGAGACAAUGUGGGGCACGUGAUCCUGCUCAACAUGGAUGGCAGGGAGCUUUGGAAUCUGAGAAUGCACAAAAAGAAAGUGACCCACGUGGCCCUGAACCCAUGCUGUGAUUGGUUCCUGGCCACAGCCUCCGUAGACCAAACAGUGAAAAUCUGGGACCUGCGCCAGGUUAGAGGGAAAUCCAGCUUCCUCCACUCGCUGCCGCAUAGCCAUCCUGUCAAUGCAGCUUGUUUCAGUCCUGAUGGAGCCCAGCUCCUGACUACUGACCAGAAGAGUGAGCUCCGGGUUUACUCGGCCUCCCAGUGGGACUGCCCCCCAAGCCUGAUCCCACACCCUCACCGCCACUUCCAGCACCUGACGCCCAUCAAGGCAACCUGGCAUCCUCGGUACAACCUCAUUGUCGUGGGCCGAUACCCAGAUCCUAAUUUCAAAAGCUGUACCCCCCAUGAAUUAAGGACGAUCGAUGUGUUUGAUGGACACUCAGGGAAGAUGAUGUAUCAGCUCUAUGACCCAGAAUCUUCUGGUAUCAUUUCGCUCAAUGAGUUCAAUCCCAUGGGGGACACGCUGGCCUCUGUGAUGGGUUAUCACAUUCUCAUUUGGAGCCAGGAGGAAGCUGGGAUGCGGACAUGAGAGACAUUAAUGAAGGUGCGGGCCAAGCCAGAGCUUGGAGCCGCCUGAGAACAAAUCCUCUGAGAAGAGGCGGCUGUGUGUUAAAGGGCCA
Molecule: messenger RNA, 3241 nt
Organism: Zalophus californianus (California sea lion)
Lineage: Eukaryota; Metazoa; Chordata; Mammalia; Carnivora; Otariidae
Gene: DDB2
Product: damage specific DNA binding protein 2
Exons: 12
Coding region: 1582-3150 (522 amino acids)
Biological process (GO): response to UV; DNA repair
Cellular component (GO): Cul4-RING E3 ubiquitin ligase complex; nucleus
Molecular function (GO): protein binding; damaged DNA binding
Source: RefSeq, a predicted model, not a curated record